AGAUUCUCUAAGAGUAUUAAUUGAAGAUUCUCUAAGAGCAUUAAUUGAAGAUUUUCUAAGCAUAUUAAUUGAAGAUUCUCUAAGAGUAUUAAUUGAAGAUUAUCUAAGCAUAUUAAUUGAAGAUUAUCUAAGCAUAUUAAUUGAAGAUUAUCUAAGCAUAUUAAUUGAAGAUUAUCUAAGAGUAUUAGGGGCAGGUAAAUCGCUCAGACUUGAAAUGGAAGAUAUUUCCAAAAGAAGACUGCAAAAAGAAAUAAACAAAGAAUAUGACAUCCAAUAGCUUGUAGAAAGACAAUAACUUAAACCUCUAACAAAAAAGACAAAUAAGAAACAAAUACAGUAACAAACAAUCAUUAAUCAAAAACAACAUAAACACACCACAAACCCAUGAAAGCACCUCAACCAGCAGAAGAAAACAGAACACAAACACAUGCACUGACAUUAACAUAACCUCAAAGCCUCACUUUAAGUCAAAGAACCAAACUCCAAUCAGAAAUGACAUGUACAUCAAGCAACACAAACAACAUGCCAAGAUAAAUAGGAACAGACACAACAAAGACAAGAAGAAAACAUAUCUAAAACAAACACAAACCAAAUAGGAUGAUAAUAAAGAAGGAAAGGAAGAGGAUUUUUCCUGGAUAAUUAAGGUUGGUCUUGCGAACAUGAAUGACAACAAGCGCUCAAAGAGUGCAGUGAAUUUGCAGAAUGACAGAGGAGGUGAUAAUCAGUUUAGAUGCAAUCAGUAUGGCCAGAACUCAGGGGAUUGGCAGUAUGAUAAUAAGUCUUUUAGUACAAAUGCAGUUGACAGUUCCGUAGAUCGUCCAUUACAUAGUGGUGGUUCACAGAAUGACAGCUCAUACUUGGGCCAGCAGAGGAAUGCCCCCUACAGAAGUGGUCAACAUAGGGACAGUACACUAAGAAGUGGUCCCAGCAGAGACAACUCCGGUGGAAGCAACCCUACUUGGAGAAACGCAUCCAGAGAUAAUUCCACGAGGGGUGGCCCAAGCAGGGAUGGUCCAUACAGAACUCACCCGUAUAGACGUAGCCCAAGUAGGAAUAAUCCUGCCAGGGAGAGGAUCAACUCUUAUCGAGCUUAUGAUCGCAGUAGUGAGAGAGAAACUCCUCAGAAACAAAGUAGUGAUGUAGGAGGAAUUCUUGGUCGGAAUGGGGGAAACACAAGCAAAAGACAUGACAGUGCGCUGGGUGAUUGCAGCUACAAUGGUGACACAAGCUACAGACAAGUUGCUCCACCGCCUCCACCAUGCCUGAAUCCUUCCGUGUCUGCUGCUAAUUCGGGCAAUCAGGGAAUUAAUGACUACCUGGCUGAGAAGUUGGGUGAAUAUUCUGUGAACAGUAGUGCAGAAGCACAGCAAGCUUUGAAGAUCAUCAACAUGUUCUUAAAACCCAUCCAAGAAUAUAAUAUCAAGCUUCAAGAUGCAAAAGCCAUUGCUCUGGUGAGUGUGGCAGAGAUGAAUAUUCAGACGCUUAUGGAACGAGAUAUCUUCUCUUAGUGCUUUUGAGGUGGAAAGAGUAACAGAAUGUUGAGGUGGAAAGAGUAACAGCAGUGUAUGUGAAAUAUUUCUUGGAAGGUGUUCUUUGACAUAAUGUAACAAGUGGCUUUCAUCGUGUGAGAGUUGACGUAGGAGUAUUGGGGACACGUCGCAUUAAGAUUUGAAAGAUAAUGCGAAUCACAAUUGUAUUGGUAACAUUUUCAAAAUUUGAUAAUGUGAGGUCAUAUUCCUACUAUUUUUUUUUUUCUCCUUCCAUUUAUUAUACUGCAGUAUAAUAUACUACUUAAUAUUAUUUAUAUAUGUGUUUUUUUUUCUAAUAUUUUCAUUAAUUAAAAUUUGAGCCAUUGUGUCACUAUAAUGCUAUCUGUAUGAUAUGUGAAUCUGUUCUGGAAAAUACCUUUUAUGUAAAGACAAAUAAAAUCUGUGAUGGCCAAA
Molecule: messenger RNA, 1943 nt
Organism: Penaeus chinensis
Lineage: Eukaryota; Metazoa; Arthropoda; Malacostraca; Decapoda; Penaeidae
Exons: 9
Coding region: 660-1508 (282 amino acids)
Source: RefSeq, a predicted model, not a curated record